AUGUCAAAAAUCAGCCUCUUCGGACUCGGAUCCAUGGGCCAGGCCCUCGCCCAUCGGUACAUUGAUACUGGAUAUACCACCACCGUCUGGAACCGCACACCUGAGAAGGCGCAGUCCUCCGGGUUGAUACAGAAGGGCGCUCAUCAGGCCCUCACUGUAGCCGAAGGCCUAGAAGCCGCCGACAUGGUCAUCCUUUGCCUCCUCGACAAUGCCUCCGUAAGAGAAACCCUCAGCAAGGCUGUCACUUCUCUCAGUGGGAAAACUAUCGUCAAUCUAACCAACGGAACUCCCACCCAAGCCCGCGACCUCUCAGAAUGGGCCGGCGCGCACGGUGCAGAGUACAUUCACGGGGGCAUCAUGGCUGUCCCCGAUAUGAUCAGUUCCGGCUCGCCGCACUCGAUUCUGCUGUAUAGCGGCAAGUCCAAUGAAGUGUUUACCCGCAUUGAGCCUGACCUUGCUCAUUUGGGAGCGGCCAAAUUCCUCGGCACGGACCCGGGCUCAGCAUCGCUGCACGACCUGGCCCUUCUCUCGGGCAUGUACGGCCUGUUUUCUGGCUUCUUCCAUGCAACUGCGCUCGUGCGGUCACAGUCUGACACCACAUCUGAAGGGUUCUUGGAGCUCCUGAUCCCCUGGCUAGGCGCCAUGACGCACUACCUGGGUGGACUGGCAAAGCAGAUUGACAGCGGCGAUUACACGACGCAGGGUUCGAAUAUAGCGAUGCAGGUGGCCGGGUUGGAGAAUAUCAUUGCGGCCAGCGAGGAGGUGGGUGUAACGCCGGCGUUUAUUCUGCCGAUUCAAAGGCUCAUGAAGCGUGCGGCGGACGAGGGGCAUGGCAACACGGAUAUUUCUUCUUUGAUUCAGUAUUUGCGGACGCGAGAGUAG
Messenger RNA from Aspergillus nidulans FGSC A4, 882 nucleotides. RefSeq names its product NAD(P)-dependent oxidoreductase. The transcript has a single exon. The coding region runs from base 1 to 882 and encodes 293 amino acids. NCBI's taxonomy places the organism in Eukaryota, Fungi, Ascomycota, Eurotiomycetes, Eurotiales, Aspergillaceae. Gene Ontology annotation, molecular function: NADP binding; oxidoreductase activity. The record is from RefSeq and is a predicted model, not a curated record.